This is a messenger RNA of Cylicostephanus goldi, 369 nucleotides long. The record is from the annotation of a GenBank genome assembly. NCBI's taxonomy places the organism in Eukaryota, Metazoa, Nematoda, Chromadorea, Rhabditida, Strongylidae.
AUGGUCGACUAUGAGGUCGAACCGAACACGACGGAAUGUAUGUGCUCGGAUCUCCAAACAGAGGACUAUUCUCCGCUUUAUGCCAAGUGCAAUUUGGCGCUAAUAAUCUUCGCCCUGCCUCCACUGUCAUUUUUUGGAGUUUGUACCAAUAUCGUCAAUGUUUACAUAUAUUCAAGAAAGAGGAUGCAGAACUCGGCAAACACCUAUCUUCUGUUCCUUGCCUGUAGUGACUUUUUGGUUAUUCUCACGGGUCUCUUUAUAUUUUGGAUAGGUGAGUUAUCAGGCCGUAUGCUUCUAAAAGAUAGACGAAACUUAGAUAUACAUCUAAUACAGGCAAAAUGUGCUAAACUUCUCCUCUCCUCUUGUUGA